CAUGCGUUUAUAUCGAUUGCUGUGUUGGCAGACGGAAUGAAAGGAAGAGGACGCGGAUUGCUUGCAGUUGUGUCGAGAGAUCAAGAUAAAUCUGUUGGGCGUGUUGACCCGGAGCGAAGGAGCAUUUUUGAGUUGGAAAGGCAUACCAGCAAUCGAUGUCGUUCUGGUACUGUAGCUGCAACAGGAGGACAGUCUGUUAUCGAAUCCUCUUUUACAAGCCGCAAGACAAUUGAAAACAUUGUUUCGACUGGUUCGCCCGUGUCACGUGACGGACCCAACACGGAGACUGUUGCCACUUCACAAUUACCGCACGCAGAUUUGCAGCAAACUCCCUCUUCAUCAGCUGCAAGUGUAACUGCAUCACAUGACCCUACUGGAGAUCAAUCUUCGUAUCACGAAUGGCGACAUACAAGAUCUCGAUCACAAAGCAACCCAAGAUAUCAACAAGGACACCGUUUGAACCGACUAAGUCGUCAAAAUCAGAAGAAAUAUUACCAACAACUCGACUAUUUUCUUGAAGACCACAAGAGACAAGAGCUUCAGUCUGAUGUGAAACAGAUGAUAUCCAGAAACAGGGAAAGGACUCGUCAGAAAGAGGACAAAAUUAGGUUAUCAAGAGAGGCUCUUGAGGAAGAGAAGAGGAAACAGAUGGAGCUAAAGACCGAAAAGGAAAGGACUGAUGAAGACACGCCAACGAAAGAACAGCAAGGUAGUAAAGAAGUGGAACAAAAAGUCACAGCAAAUGACGUUGAAUCUGUACGAAAGCAACUGGAAGAUGUAUUGAAGCGAAUGACUAUCGAUACUUAUCAUGGAUGCAGAUCAGAGCUACUUGCCAUCUUGAAUUCAGACAUUCAUUCUAGUUCGAGUUUGGUCCAGACAUCAGUACAGCAGCCAUUACCUGUCAGUGUUGUUACUAUGCCAACAUCACCUGUACAAGGACUGUGUUAUAGUGGACAAGUUCGAUAUGUUCCAGUACAAGUUAUUCCCAUGGCUGGUGCUAACUGUAUGCCCCAGAUGGUUGCUGUCCAACCUUUGUCUGUUACCAUGCCAAGUACAACGCAAACAUCAGAAGCACAGUCACAACACGAAGCAGACAAGUCUUUCACCAAUUUCAACCAGGUACCACCCUGUGCUAUUUGCCACAGUGUUGAUCACAGAACCUACGGCUGUCGAGAUAGAGACAAAUGGUUUAUUAAUUAGAGAAAAGGUUGGCUAUUUAAUAGGGUAUAGGUUCGAUCUGUUAGUUCUAUGCUUACCAGAGUUCUAAGAACAAAUUCUUGGCAGACUGUAAUUUGUUCGCAAUUAUUCAACUGAGCUGAAAUGGUGACUCCAUGUGGACACGUUACUUACUGGUUUGCA
Corticium candelabrum is the source of this 1359-nucleotide messenger RNA. RefSeq lists its product as uncharacterized. Bases 37 to 1200 code for a protein of 387 amino acids. NCBI's taxonomy places the organism in Eukaryota, Metazoa, Porifera, Homoscleromorpha, Homosclerophorida, Plakinidae. The transcript is spliced from 2 exons. The record is from RefSeq and is a predicted model, not a curated record.